This is a messenger RNA of Hipposideros armiger (great roundleaf bat), 3498 nucleotides long. RefSeq names its product procollagen-lysine,2-oxoglutarate 5-dioxygenase 2 (gene PLOD2). Gene Ontology annotation, biological process: peptidyl-lysine hydroxylation. Gene Ontology annotation, molecular function: L-ascorbic acid binding; iron ion binding; procollagen-lysine 5-dioxygenase activity. NCBI's taxonomy places the organism in Eukaryota, Metazoa, Chordata, Mammalia, Chiroptera, Hipposideridae. Gene Ontology annotation, cellular component: endoplasmic reticulum. The coding region runs from base 134 to 2239 and encodes 701 amino acids. The transcript is spliced from 18 exons. The record is from RefSeq and is a predicted model, not a curated record.
CGCACUUGGCCCGCUCGCUCCCUCCCGCAGUUGUCGGCCCGCGGCGGACCGACGGUCCCGCGCUCUCGCGAGAAGUUCGCCGCUGCUGGGCGGUGGGGGUGCCGAGUCCUCCCCGGCCCUGGAGGGGCCCAAGAUGGGGUGGUGCGCGAUGAAGCCGCAGCUUCUGCUGCUGGCCCUCGUCUUGCAGCCCUGGAAGCCGUGCGUAGCUGCAGACUCCGAGAAGCCCGUCAGCAUCCCCACAGAUAAAUUAUUAGUCAUAACUGUAGCAACAAAAGAAAGUGAUGGAUUCCAUCGAUUUAUGCAGUCAGCCAAAUACUUCAAUUAUACUGUGAAGGUCCUUGGUCAAGGAGAAGAAUGGAGAGGUGGUGAUGGAAUUAAUAGUAUUGGAGGGGGCCAGAAAGUCAGAUUAAUGAAAGAAGUUAUGGAACAUUAUGCCAGUCAAGAGGAUCUGGUUGUCUUGUUUACUGAAUGCUUUGAUGUCAUAUUUGCUGGUGGUCCAGAAGAAGUUUUAAAAAAGUUCCAAAAGUCAAACCACAAAGUGGUCUUUGCAGCAGAUGGGAUCCUGUGGCCAGAUAAGAGACUAGCAGACAAGUAUCCCGUUGUGCACAUUGGGAAACGCUACCUGAAUUCAGGAGGAUUUAUUGGUUAUGCUCCAUAUGUCAACCGUAUAGUUCAACAGUGGAAUCUACAGGAUAAUGAUGAUGAUCAGCUAUUUUAUACUAAAAUUUACAUUGAUCCACUGAAGAGGGAAGCUAUUAACAUCACAUUGGAUCACAAAUGCAAAAUUUUCCAGGCCUUAAAUGGAGCUGUAGAUGAAGUUGUUUUGAAAUUUGAAAAUGGCAAAGCCAGAGCUAAGAAUGUGUUUUAUGAAACAUUACCAGUGACAAUUAAUGGAAAUGGGCCCACCAAGGUUCUCCUGAAUUACUUUGGAAACUAUGUCCCUAAUGCGUGGACACAAGAGAAUGGCUGCACUCUAUGUGAACUGGAUACAAUUGACUUGUCUGCAGUAAAUGUCUAUCCAAAUGUAACAGUGGGUGUUUUUAUUGAGCAACCAACCCCUUUCCUAUCUCGAUUUCUGGACAUAUUGUUGACACUGGAUUACCCCAAAGAAGCAGUUAAAGUCUUUAUUCAUAACAAAGAAGUUUAUCAUGAAAAGGACAUCAAGGUAUUUUUUGAUAAAGCUAAAUAUGAAAUCAGUACUAUAAAAAUUGUAGGACCAGAAGAAAAUCUAAGUCAAGCCGAAGCCAGAAACAUGGGAAUGGAUUUUUGCCGUCAGGAUAAAAACUGUGAUUAUUACUUCAGUGUGGAUGCAGAUGUUGUUUUGACAAAUCCAAGGACUUUAAAAAUUUUGAUUGAACAAAACAGAAAAAUCAUUGCUCCUCUUGUAACUCGUCAUGGAAAGCUGUGGUCCAACUUCUGGGGAGCACUGAGUCCUGAUGGAUACUAUGCUCGAUCGGAAGAUUAUGUGGAUAUUGUUCAAGGGAAUAGAGUAGGGAUAUGGAAUGUCCCAUACAUGGCUAAUGUGUACUUAAUUAAAGGAAAAACACUCCGAUCAGAGAUGAGUGAAAGGAACUACUUUGUUCGAGAUAAACUGGAUCCUGACAUGGCUCUUUGCCGAAACACUAGAGAAAUGACUUUACAAAGGGAAAAAGACUCCCCUACUCCGGAAACAUUCCAAAUGCUCAGCCCCCCAAAGGGUGUAUUUAUGUACAUUUCUAAUAGACAUGAAUUUGGAAGACUAUUAUCAACUGCUAAUUACAAUACUUCUCAUUAUAACAAUGACCUCUGGCAGAUUUUUGAAAAUCCUGUGGACAGCCGUAUAUCUGGUGGUUAUGAAAAUGUCCCAACUGAUGAUAUCCACAUGAAGCAAGUUGAUCUGGAGAAUGUAUGGCUUCAUUUUAUCCGGGAGUUUAUUGCACCAGUUACACUGAAAGUCUUUGCAGGCUAUUAUACGAAGGGGUUUGCACUGUUGAAUUUUGUGGUAAAAUACUCCCCUGAUAGACAGCGCUCUCUUCGCCCUCAUCACGAUGCUUCUACGUUUACCAUCAACAUUGCACUCAAUAAUGUGGGGGAAGAUUUCCAGGGAGGUGGCUGCAAAUUUCUAAGGUACAAUUGCUCUAUUGAAUCACCAAGAAAAGGCUGGAGCUUCAUGCAUCCAGGGAGACUCACGCAUUUGCAUGAAGGACUUCCUGUUAAAAACGGAACAAGAUACAUCGCGGUGUCAUUUAUAGAUCCCUAAGUUAUUUACUUUUCAUUGAAUUGACUUUUUUUUUUGGAAUGAAUGAAUGGUAUGAACAUGUGUUUGAAGUUGUGCUUGAGAAGAUCAGAGGAAUAUUUAAAUAACUUCAACAGAACAACUUCACUUUGGGCCAAACAUUUGAAAAACUUUAUAAAAAAUUGUUUGAUAUUUCCUAAUGUCUGCUCUGAGCCUUAAAUCACAGAUUGGAGGAGAAAAGAAAGAAAAAAAAGUAAAAGCGAGUAUUUAUUUCUAUACCUUAUUGUCUCUGAGAAUAAUGACAAUUUUCUGAAUUUGUGUUUCAGUUGAUAAGAUAUUCAGAUACAAAUGUACAAGUAACAAACGAGAUUAAUAAUAUUUUCUUAUUUAACAAAAACCUGGGGGAAAUUUUAUUUAUCAACAUGCAGAUAAAAUGGAUAUAAAUGAAAAUUGGCCAUUUUUGAAAUGUUGGGAAAUUGGAAUUCUAACUGAAUUGUGUGCAACGAAUUGUGCACGUUUUUUGACUACCUAUGCAGGUAUCUUUUACAGUAGUUCCUGAUGGAAUCUAAAGAACAAUAUUACACAAUGUUUUUUUUUAAGAAACUUAGUACAAAAUACAAUGAGCGCAUACCCGGUUGAAAACAUUUUUGUUUAGAUUGAUACACAAAUGUUUUUUUAACAUUUGUAUUAGAAGUCAAGACCUAUGUUCCUUCAGAUAAAUUUUCCAAGAUAGAUUAUAGUAAGUAGAUAUUAGAUUUAGAAAAGCUUCAAGCCUUUCCAUUUCUUGUUGACUUAAAUCACCAAGUGUUCUUAAGUCAAAAAGAUUGUUUUUGUUUUUUUAAUUCUAGAAAAUAAUGAGGAAAUUUUUUUUUGAGAUAGUAGUAGCAUUUUAUGAUUUAAAAAAAAAAUUUUAAGUACUUGAAUUUUGUAUCAGGAAAAUAAAGUUGGUGAGCCUUUCUUCUUUCCUUUUGCCCUUGUUUCCCUCCUUAUUCUCUUUUUGGGAGGGUUUUUCACUUUUUGUCUUCCCAGCAUAGUCUCCAUUUUAUCCUUCUUACUCUUUUUAUUACCUUCUCCCUAUUCCACUUUAAAAUAAUUUCCAAACACAAAAAAUUUAUGACUUGAUUUUUCACCAUUUCUUUGAGUGAGGUUUAAAUACCCUUAUUGUAGCUACUGUUUUUAAUUUAAAGGUUAAACUUGAAAAAAGUUCUAAGUCAUGGUGCCAAAAUUCAUUUUUCUAACACUGUGUGUUAGAAAAUUAUGAAAAAUAAAAUAAUGUAAAACAA